AUGCUGACCUUUGAGUCCUCUCAGACCCAAGGAGCCAAGGCCAUUGUCGAGAAGCUUGUGUCUUUGGGAUUUCAGAAGGUCAAGCACCGUAUCUCCACCCUCGAUGCCCAACCAGCGUCUGAGGCCGGUGACGUUUUGGUUAUGGUCACCGGUGAGUUGCUCAUUGACGACGAGCAGAACGCCCAGAGAUACUCGCAGGUUUUCCACCUAAUUCCAGAUGGAAGCUCUUACUAUGUGUUCAACGACAUUUUCAGAUUGAACUACUCCUAA
This is a messenger RNA of Kuraishia capsulata CBS 1993, 270 nucleotides long. RefSeq lists its product as uncharacterized. The record is from RefSeq and is a predicted model, not a curated record. Gene Ontology annotation, biological process: protein import into nucleus. Gene Ontology annotation, cellular component: nuclear pore central transport channel. Lineage: Eukaryota; Fungi; Ascomycota; Pichiomycetes; Pichiales; Pichiaceae. Bases 1 to 270 code for a protein of 89 amino acids. The transcript has a single exon.